AGAUCUACACAAAGACGCACGCCAAGCCUAUAAGUUGCGUCAUGGUCGUCUCACCGCACAUCCAACAAAGAGCAUACAAUUCUGGCUGUAAACCAAGUUUUAUUUUUUAUUUAUUUAUUUUGACUAGCUCAAAGGCAAGACAUUCAUUCUUUCUCUGCCACAUUAAAUCAUGUUCAACAUAAACAAACGCCAUUGCGUUGCAAAAUCCAGAUUCCCAAGUCGACGUUACAUUACGAAGAGGAGGUUCGUAUCUGCAACCAGUUAGUGAUGGACGGAAAGAUAUAGCUGCGAGGCAUCUUACCCAGAGGAUGACUGCAUGAAAGCUGUGGCUUCUGCGUGUAUUUGGUGUCGAGCACGUCUCGGAUGCUGUUGAGGAGCUGGACGUAGCUCUGCUGAGGGUUUUGUUUCAAGGCUGUGAUGAAAGCCCACGACAUGGCACCAGUUGCCUGGGCGUUGAUGGUAGCAUCGGCACUGUCAAGUAAUGUUAGUACUAUAUUCCCGGCAGCUCCGCCCCUAAUGCAGCAUCACUUACGAAGUCUGCGAGUCCUUACUGCCAGACCACAUAAUUACAUCGGCAGGCGAUGUCUUGGUCUGGACAGUCUUUUCGUACGCGUCGUCACCCUUGUAUGCAGUCUUGGCAAAGCCCAUAACGGCGCUCGCGAGACCGCCGAAAUCGCCACGAGCAUACGCUCCGACAGCUGAGAGGAGACCUUGGCCAGCCUCCUUGGCCAGGUUCGGCUCCUUUAGGACACCCUUGGUUGAGUAGACGUAGGGCAAGUCCAUGGCUGUUGCAGAGUGACAGGAAUCAAAAAUGGCCGUCAGGCGAACACCCGGUUGCAAAGGUCGGACUGUAAUGGCAUGGAUUUCGUCAUCGACAAUUUGUCCGGCUCUGGCAUGGUCGACGGGGUAAAUUGUUUCAUCAAAGCCGUCGUCUUCGUCGCCGUCGAGAUCCUCGGUCUGACCACCAUGACCUAUUCAAAUGUUGUUAGUUACCAAAAUAGACCCGUAGAAAGAUCAUCGAUAUAGCUUACCAGAGUAGUGCAAGAAAAGAGCAUCGUUAGGCUGAGCACCGUUUACAAGCCACUGCAUAGCCUUGAGGAUAUUUUCUCUGGUGGGUAUCUUGCGCGGAUCCUGCUGAUCAUCAGUCAAGAUGACCAUAUCUUCCCACUUGUAGUUGUAUCGUUCGUUCAAAAAGGUUGACAUAUUCUUGGUAUCAUUGAUACAUCCUCGAAGCUCGCCAUUCUGACCGAAAUAGUUGAUGCCAAUCAGCAACGCCUUGCGACGACCAGAGCAAUUGGAGUAUUGAAACGUGUAGCCCUGCGGCGCACCGUUACCGAAGGACUGAGGUGCUGAAGGGGGAGGUGCACCCCAACCCUGUCGUUGCUGAUUCUGCUGAGGAUAGCCGUAGGAGUUAUAGCCCGGAGGUGGUGGUUGGUUAGGCGGAGGGUAUUGGUUCCAACCACCUUGAGGCGGGGGAGGGCCACCAUAUCCUUGGGGAGGAGGAGGGCCACCAUAGCCCUGAGGAGGGCCUUGAGGAGGUCCCCAAUUCUGUUGAGGAGGAGGGCCUCCAUAGCCUUGAGGCGGUCCGCCUUGAGGAGGACCAUAGCCCUGAGGUUGUCCGUAACCGCCGCCGCCGUAGCCAGGAGGGCCAGUGGGAGGAGGGGCAUGACCAUAGCCUUGGCCGUAGCCCUGCGCGCCGCCAGGGUGGUUGGCAGCACCAUAAUGUCCUUGGCCAGGAUAUGCCAUUCUUGCGAUCGAAAGGGAUGAAUCGGGUAGAUGGACAGGACAGAUUUGGGUGGGUUGAAGAUGACAAGAGACGAUGGUUUAGCUGAACGGUGAUGACGGUGCUUGUGUGGAUCGAGGGGCGACAAAGGUGGACCGAGCGAGGCUGAGUCCGAAGCUUGCUGCUGGCGGGGUUGGUAAAAGAGCGCACCAGCUGUCACAGCUGCGUCAGAUGGCUUUCUUUUAGAAGGCAGGAACACCAGCUGGCAGUUUUGGGUACACAAAAUUUUAUCAUAACUGAACACCACUCGUAUCGUAGAAAUUCUUGCUCUUUUUCAGAGAAUGCCUCUAACACAACACCACACUGGUGCAAUGCCCCGCGCCAGCCAAUGUAACAGGGAGGGGGGGAGGCCAACUGACUGGCGAAGCUUGCGUCACGCCUGCCUUACAUUAAAUGGAUGCCCGAAUCCCGACCCGCAGGACGGAUUUCUAUAGGUUGGCUGCCCAGUCUUCAAGGGUCACUGCGGUAUUCGGACCCGUGCUUUGUGUUCGGCACCGAUUUGCCGUCUACGCCAUUUCUUUUCUGUAAGUCAGAUCUCCUGCAGAACAGGCCUGACAGGGGUCGGCUGAGGCCGCCUGGUCUGCAGUUGCGGCUUGCAUAUCCUUCUUAAAUUGCCUGUUGGCCGGCUCCGUCGGGGAAGUCCCUUCUCAAGACUCUUCAUUUCUUGUUGCAUAAACAUUCUUUUGUAAAUAUCGCCGUGACCAUGGCCACGUAUAGUAUGCCCCCAAACUACGGCAACGCGGGUGUUGGCGGUGGCUACCCGCCCCAACCGCCGUCGCCUUAUUCUCCUCAGUACCAACCUCCACCCGGUUCACCACCACUUCCCCAAGGCUGGAUCCCUCUUUACGAUCAAAGACACCAAAGAUGGUACUAUGCCGAACAAGCAACAGGGCGAACCCAGUGGGAAGCUCCGGGCGGCCAGCCACCACCACAGCAAUACCCUCCUCCUCAACAAUACCCGCCGCAACAGUAUGGAUCUCAGCAACAGCCCAAUAGAGGUUCAAAUGAUACAGGUAGAGCAUCAGGCAGCAGUCGACUCGGUGGUGCGGGUGGCAUGGCCCUAGGUGCAUUGGGAGGUGCCGCUGUAGGCUUCGUCGGAGCUGAAGUUCUAGGUCACGAGGCGCACAAGGUGCAUAACUUUAUCGAUCGUAAAGAGGACGAGGUUCAUAAUUAUGUGGACCGGAAAGAGGAUGAAGUUGAGGAAUUUUUUGAGAGGCGAAGCAGAAGCAGUAGCAGCAGCAGCUCCUCAAGCUCGUCACGAUCAUCAUCAAGACAUUCAUACAGGCGGUAUGAUUAUGAAGAACGUCGUGAGUAUCGAGAUGAAGACGGCCAUGACUAUGUCGAAGAAACACAUGAAUAUCGACGCGGAAAUGAGUAUGUUGAAGAAAGAGACUAUUACGAGGACGGCAACGAAUACGCUGAAGAACGGUACGAGUAUGACGACUAGUUUAACUAUUUCUCGGUAAAUACAGAAAAAGACCCAAUUCAGUUCAUUAUUGAUAUCU
This is a messenger RNA of [Torrubiella] hemipterigena, 3288 nucleotides long. The record is from the annotation of a GenBank genome assembly. Lineage: Eukaryota; Fungi; Ascomycota; Sordariomycetes; Hypocreales; Clavicipitaceae.